AGUCUUAUGUUAGCUUGAGGAUAGUGACUGACUGAGUGACCUGUGGAGUAAAUGGUCCUGAUAGCGGCUAGUGCUAAACGUGAAAUGAAAGACAAAAAUUACCAUCGGGAAAGUUUGAGCGAAAAGUUGCUUUCCAAGAGGGCUACCAACUCAAAUACUUUGUUGCAACGAUUUGACGGAAGAUCAAUGUUACUGCUGCGUGCACUUCUAUCAGGAGAUGCUAGCAGAGCUAUGUGGGUCUACCGGCGACAGCGACGUCUUGACCCCGACCUUACCCUGCACACUUUUCUGGAGACCCUUUGCCAGGAUGAAAUCUGUCAUGACAAGGAUUCUCUACCUUUGACAGCCAAACCACUGGUGUGCCUGUUCCCAGAGGCAUUCCAACACACCCUGUUAUCUUUCAUCCAUAUCAUCUACGCAACGCUGCCUGGGACCAUAAUACUACGGCUGAUAGACUGCCUUAUGCAGCAGCCCACUCCAAACCCCUGGACCACAUCCCUAGCAGGACAGCUGAAGAGAGACCUAGGAGACCCAGAACAGGGGUCCCUCGUUACUCCACAGUGUGCAGAGAGGCUAAGAAAGCUGAGUGAGAAUUUAGGUGGUGGUGUAGGAAAUCCAACAGGCUGGACUUUACACUUUAGCAGUCUAGCAAAGCCCCUGACGUCCUCAGAAGGACCAGAGCUACCAGAUAGGAUGUCUCAAAGAAAGAGGAAAAGCAGCGUUGUGGAUGUGGACCCAGACACUGAGGGAGAGGCCCAGCAGCGGAAGAGGCUGAAGAGAGAACUGUGUUCUGUUGAGGCCCCUUGCAGCAGUAACAAUCCCACGGUACAGACAGAUGGAUCAACAGGCAGAGAUGAUGCUAUCGCAGUAGAGGUCAAUGUGGAUUCUGAACUGAAGGUUGUGGAAGACUAUUCAAUUGACUCCUUGCCUGACCACAUAAAGGGUUCUACCUCUCAAAUCAAGGAAUUACUAGAAAACAAGAUGGAGUGGGACCAGAGCUCUGUAGAUGUCCUCAAGGUGCUGAAUGAAUGUGACCCAGGCCAGAUGGAGGUGCUGUGUGGAAUGUUGAGAUUGUCUGAGUUACCAGAGCAAACCCUGCUCCCGCUCUGUAGCGCUCUGCUGACCCUCUCCCCUGACCUCAGCUACAGCUCAGCAGUCACCCUCAUCCGGCACCUUCUACUGACGAAGGUCAUCUCACUCUCAGAACCUGCCUCCAGGUGUCUAGUUAGUGCAGUGAAGUCUCUGUGCAGUCGCUACCCGCGGCCGACCUGCCACGCCCUGAUUGGACCUGUCCUUCAGCAGGGGCGGACUGGCAGUGCACAGGCGGUGCUAUUUAACAGACUCAUUGAAGACUGCUUUGAGCCUCAUUACAGAUUGCUUCUGUUUGAGAUGUCACUCAAAGUGGUGUGGAGCGAGGAACUUCUCACAGUCAUCCAUGGUUUGCUGGACUCAAAGCUCGGGCUAAAUGAAGAACUAUUCACUCAAUUCACUGAGCAGCUUAACAACCAGGCCCAUCUUUUCACCAAGUCCAUGAAAUUUGCCAAGAUGAUGCUGACUGUACUCACCAAAUAUAACAAUCAUGUAACCUUAGCACACAAACAGUCUCUAUCCUGCUGCUUGUCCUCAAGUGAGACCUUCUUGAAGAAGUCCCUCCAGGCUGCCUUGAAAAGGAUCAGCCCCACAUGAAA
Hypomesus transpacificus is the source of this 1688-nucleotide messenger RNA. It is a transcript of the gene fance, whose product is annotated as FA complementation group E. The record is from RefSeq and is a predicted model, not a curated record. The coding region runs from base 52 to 1686 and encodes 544 amino acids. Gene Ontology annotation, cellular component: Fanconi anaemia nuclear complex. Gene Ontology annotation, biological process: interstrand cross-link repair. Lineage: Eukaryota; Metazoa; Chordata; Actinopteri; Osmeriformes; Osmeridae. The transcript has 10 exons.